UGCUCGGGGAAGAAGAAUUGCGUCGUAGUACGUUGUUUUCUUUACUCUCAUCGGUUUGUUUACAACAACAACGUUGCUCUUGUUUAGUUUAUCUUCGUGGUGUAAGAUUUUCAAACAUUAAAAUUGUUUAAAAGGAAUCUGAAAGAAUGGCUGCAGCAUCUUCUCGUGGUCCUUCCGGCAAAGCUGUUGGUGCAAAAGCUGGCUCUGGAAAUGAAGCUACACGUUUAAAAGGACUUCAAAUUAUUAAACCGAUUAUUUAUGGAAAUGUUGCAUGGUUUCUCGGUAAGAAACGAGAAGAAGAUGGACAUACCCACCAAUGGACUGUUUACCUGAGACCAUAUGACAAUGAGGAUAUGUCCGUGUAUGUCAAAAGAGUGCAUUUCAAAUUGCAUGAGAGCUAUUCCGAACCAAAUCGAGUUUGUCAUCAACCUCCAUAUACUAUUACGGAGACCGGAUGGGGUGAGUUUGAAAUCGCAAUCAAAGUUUUUUUUCAAGAUAGUAACGAGAGGCCAGUCACUUUAUACCAUUUUCUGAAAUUAUUUGACCGUGAAAAAGAUGGAAGUGUAAAGGUUGGAGCUGGUCCUGUGGAUUCCGAAUUUUAUGAUGAAUUGGUUUUCUCUGACCCAACAAUCAAGAUGCAUCGACUUUUGACUCAUCCUAAGCCCAGCGCAAGUGGACCAACACAGCACAAGACCGAUUAUGAGGAGAAGAAAGUAGUAGAUUUGAAGAAAGUAAUGGUAGCAAGGGAGGAAAUUAAAAAGAAAAUUGCUGAAACUAAAGCCGAGCUCCUGGCUAAGCAAGAGGAAAUUUCAAAAUUGAAGCUGGAGGCCAAACUUGAUAAAGACUAAUGUAUCCCAUAUAUUUUCAUUCCAUACUGUGCAUUAUAUGAAGAACUGAUUUCUACUUGACACUAACUAUUUUCAUAAGAGGUCAUCUGAUGGGACAUUUUUGUGUGAAUUGAAGAGAAAAGCUUUUGUAAGAUGUAUCAAAUAUAGGUUAAAGUGGCCAACAGUUAAUUGUGCAGAAAAGAGUAUGUAUACCAUAUAAUUUUCAGUUAAUAAAAAGAUAUAUUUUGUUCCAUU
This is a messenger RNA of Uloborus diversus, 1082 nucleotides long. RefSeq names its product YEATS domain-containing protein 4-like. NCBI's taxonomy places the organism in Eukaryota, Metazoa, Arthropoda, Arachnida, Araneae, Uloboridae. Gene Ontology annotation, biological process: regulation of DNA-templated transcription. The coding region runs from base 147 to 848 and encodes 233 amino acids. The transcript has a single exon. The record is from RefSeq and is a predicted model, not a curated record.